Messenger RNA from Amorphotheca resinae ATCC 22711, 1266 nucleotides. RefSeq lists its product as hypothetical. NCBI's taxonomy places the organism in Eukaryota, Fungi, Ascomycota, Leotiomycetes, Helotiales, Amorphothecaceae. Gene Ontology annotation, cellular component: proteasome regulatory particle, base subcomplex. Gene Ontology annotation, biological process: proteasome-mediated ubiquitin-dependent protein catabolic process. Bases 1 to 1266 code for a protein of 421 amino acids. The transcript is spliced from 5 exons. The record is from RefSeq and is a predicted model, not a curated record. Gene Ontology annotation, molecular function: ATP binding; proteasome-activating activity; ATP hydrolysis activity.
AUGGGGGACAUUGCGGUAGCAAACGCGGCGGCCCAGGCGUUGCCUCCGAGAAAGCAAUUGCCAUCUUCGAUACCGAAUAUAGACUCGCUGGAAGGUCUUGGAACAGAUGGAAGCGAUGAAUAUUCUACCCUGAAGAAGCUUCAACGGCAUCUGGAAUAUAUCCAACUGCAGGAAGAAUACAUCAAGGACGAACAGAGGAGUCUGAAGAGAGAGUUGGUGCGAGCACAAGAAGAGAUUAAGAGAAUUCAGAGCGUCCCUUUGGUUAUUGGGCAGUUCAUGGAAGCCAUCGAUCAGAACACUGGUAUCGUACAAUCAUCAACAGGCUCCAACUAUGUCGUCCGAAUCCUCUCGACUCUCGACCGCGAGAAGCUUAAACCAUCAUCCUCCGUUGCACUCCACCGACACUCCAACUCCCUAGUCGACAUCCUCCCUCCCGAAGCCGAUUCUUCGAUUGCCAUGCUUGGCGCAGACGAAAAGCCAGAUGUAACAUAUGCCGAUGUUGGAGGUCUUGAUAUGCAAAAGCAAGAGAUUCGAGAAGCUGUUGAGCUUCCAUUAACACACUUCGACCUCUACAAGCAAAUCGGUAUCGAUCCACCAAGAGGUGUACUUCUCUAUGGCCCCCCUGGAACCGGCAAGACCAUGUUGGUCAAAGCUGUUGCGAAUUCGACAACCGCUAGCUUCAUCCGUGUAGUGGGCUCUGAAUUCGUGCAGAAAUACCUUGGAGAGGGACCACGUAUGGUCAGAGAUGUUUUCCGAAUGGCUCGCGAGAACUCGCCAUCCAUCAUUUUCAUCGAUGAAAUCGACGCCAUUGCAACCAAGCGGUUCGAUGCUCAGACGGGUGCCGAUCGUGAAGUGCAACGUAUUCUCCUGGAGCUCCUCAACCAAAUGGACGGUUUCGACCAAACCUCAAAUGUUAAGGUUAUCAUGGCCACCAACCGUGCUGACACUCUCGACCCUGCUCUGCUACGUCCUGGACGUCUUGACCGAAAGAUUGAAUUUCCUAACCUCCGAGACCGAAGAGAGAGGCGGUUAAUCUUCACUACGAUUGCAUCAAAGAUGUCUUUGGCUCCCGAGGUUGACCUAGAUAGUUUGAUCGUCAGAAAUGAUCCUCUGAGUGGUGCCGUCAUUGCUGCAAUUAUGCAAGAGGCUGGUCUUCGGGCGGUGCGGAAGAACAGAUACAACAUUAUCCAGUCCGAUUUGGAGGAUGCGUAUAGCAGCCAGGUUAAGAGUACACAAGACGCUGAUAAAUUUGACUUCUACAAGUAA